Messenger RNA from Stomoxys calcitrans (stable fly), 3384 nucleotides. RefSeq names its product polypeptide N-acetylgalactosaminyltransferase 1 (gene Pgant1). The record is from RefSeq and is a predicted model, not a curated record. Gene Ontology annotation, cellular component: Golgi apparatus. The transcript has 5 exons. NCBI's taxonomy places the organism in Eukaryota, Metazoa, Arthropoda, Insecta, Diptera, Muscidae. Bases 352 to 2211 code for a protein of 619 amino acids.
AGAAAUCCCCAACUUGUGGGGAGCAAUCCACGAUAGUGGCAACGCUCGAUGGGGCUAAAAUUGACGUUGACAUUAAGACAAGUUUUUAGAGAAGACACAAACUAAACUGGAUUUGAGAGCUCGUAGGUUUGAAACAAAAUACUUUUGUCGUCGUCUUGACGGAGGUGUCGACGUGCAUCGUUUUUCCAUAGUGCCAUCAACGCGUUAAUGAUCUGGAGUGCCAAGUUCCCAUUCUUAGACCAACAUAAUUUCAAGACAAAUUGCCACAAAAAACCAAAGUGGUCAUAUUAACAGCCUGGAGGAACAACAAAUUGUUGUCAUAUCCAACCAUCUGAUGUGCAAGUUUUCAAAAUGGUUUUUCGUUUUCGUUCCUUUUAUGGCAAAAUCAUCACUUUCGCUUUGGUGGCUUUAGUGUUCAUUCUCUACAUAAAGGUAAUCCAUGUGGAAGACCAGGGAAACAGCAGCUUCUCAGAAUUUGAGCACUCGAAGCCGGCAGCGUAUAGACAAAACCAUCACCAACACGACACACGGGGAGACUUCGAUGAAAGCGAGAAUGAAAUUCCACCACCACCUGCCCAGAAACCUAAUACUGCUGACCUGAAUUCUCCCCUUGAAUUGAGCAUUGUUAAAGAUCUGAAGAAGCAAGAACCCGGUUUGGGUGAUAAUGGCGAGGCCGCUUUUCUAGUGGGUGCAGCGAAAAUACGAGGCGAAGAAAUCUACAAAAAAAUCGCCCUAAAUGAGGAGUUAAGUGAACACAUCAGCUACAAUCGCACCUUGGGCGACUCCCGGCAUCCAGGAUGUCUCAACCAGCGUUUUGAUAUAGACACUCUUCCCACAACCAGUAUUAUCAUUAUAUUUUUCAACGAACCCUUCUCCGUCCUUAUGCGCACAGUGCACAGUGCCCUGAACACCUGCAAUGAACGUCUGCUCAAACAAAUUAUUCUUGUGGAUGAUGGGAGUACCAACGUGGAGCUGCAUGACAAAUUGGACUACUAUAUAAGAACCCGAUUGCCAGCCGGAAGAGUUCUUGUUGUGCGAUUGAAAAAUCGUUUGGGACUGAUACGAGCUCGUUUGGCGGGUGCACGUGUCGCUACAGGCGACGUUUUAAUAUUCUUAGACGCACAUUGUGAGGCAAACAUCGGUUGGUGUGAACCUUUAUUGCAACGCAUUAAGGAAUCUAGGACGAGUGUGUUGGUGCCUAUAAUCGAUGUAAUUGAUGCUCAAGACUUUAAAUACAAUACGAACGGUUACAAAUCUUUUCAAGUUGGAGGAUUUCAGUGGAGUGGCCAUUUUGAUUGGAUAUCAGUUUCUGAGAGGGAAAGAGAAAGACAGCAGCGCGAAUGUAAAGAUUCUGUAUUGGAUGUUUGCCCUACAUGGAGUCCCACGAUGGCAGGAGGUCUCUUUGCCAUGGACCGCAGCUAUUUCUGGGAAGUUGGUAGCUAUGAUGAGCAGAUGGAUGGCUGGGGUGGAGAAAAUCUAGAAAUGUCCUUUAGAAUAUGGCAAUGCGGUGGAACCAUUGAAACCAUACCCUGCUCCAGAGUCGGCCAUAUUUUCCGGGAUUUUCAUCCCUACAAGUUUCCUAACAACCGGGACACGCACGGUAUUAACACUGCCCGCAUGGCAUUAGUGUGGAUGGAUGACUACAUAAAUAUAUUCUUUUUGAACCGACCCGAUCUUAAGUUCCAUCCUGACAUAGGCGAUGUCACGCACAGAGUUAUGCUGCGCAAAAAGUUGCGUUGCAAAAGCUUCGACUGGUAUUUGGAAAACAUAUAUCCUGAGAAGUUUGUGCCAAUCAAAAAUGUAAUAGCGUAUGGAAGGGUUCGUUCGCUGCACGCGAACUUAUGUUUGGAUGAUCUGCAACAGAAUAAUGAAAAUCCCUACAACCUGGGCGUAUAUGCGUGCAGCAAAGAAAUCUCCAAAACGCAAUUCUUUUCGCUUACUAACAACAAGGUUUUGCGCAACGAACUGUCUUGCGCGACUGUCCAACAUAGUGACUCGGCUCCAUUCCAAAUUGUAAUGACAAGUUGUUUGGAAGGCGAUGACUACAAUGAAAAGUGGCAAUAUUUAGGCAAUCGCCUGCGACACUUGCGAACCGGACUGUGUUUGGAUCAUCGAGGACUUCAUCAAGGUGAUUAUGUCCAAGUGGCUCCCUGUGACCCGCUCAGCAAAACGCAGCGUUGGACUAUAGAUCACGGCGAAGAUCCUUACUAGUCUUUAGCAUUUAGCAGAUGAUCCCUUUAGAUGCGUAGUGUAAUCAAAAGAGAACUGGAUAUGAUAUAUUUUGCAGUCAAAUGUCCCGAUUGCCAUGUUUUAUAGGGGAAAGAAUCGCAUAUCCAAGAACUAUACCUAAAACCUCCUCACCCAGGAGAUCUUUUGCACUCCCUGCCAAGUAAUAAGUGGAACAACAACGUCAAUCCACAUUCAUUCCAUGUAUUUGCCUCUUUUUUUUUUGUUUUUGUAAAUAUUAGUGUUAAUAUUAAUGAUUAAAAUGUAUGUACAUGUAAAUACUGGUCGUUUCCUAAUGACCCCGUUUUUUUUUAUAAAUCUUUCGAAUAAGCUUUGACGGCAUUUACUUGUAACAACACGUCGCACAUGAUUUCUGUUUUUUUUUUUUUUAAUUUAAACAUUAUUUUAGAUUUAUGUUUGUGAAAUUGCCGGCCAUUUGGGGGGCUUUUUGAAAUCCCAAAAUUGACUCCAUAUGACUAUUGUUUAAGUAAAGAUUACGCCAGAGUAUAAGUGAACUGUCAAUAAUAUUUGCCAUUCCAUUGCAAACUGUGAACUACGGAAGGAUCGCAACGCAUCGCAUCGCAUAUAAAAAUGCUUCCUAUACAUAGUCAUUAGAUAGAAUAUUUUUAAUGAGACACACAAACUUACAAGAAUCGUAACACUAACGAAUGAAACAAAUUAAAGAAAGAAAUAAUUGUAAGCACAUCACAUGAUAGAUAAAACCUUAUAGCAGAUAAUCAAAUGCAAAUCAUACUAUUUUUGUAAGCCGAUGUACUGUCUGUCCCAAGCAUACAUGUAUGGACUACUGCUCUAUAUACACAAAUACAUACAUAUAUUUUAGUAUGCUUUUAUUUUUUUAAACGUAUCCAAGAUAACUAAACGUGCACCGAAAUAAAAUGCUGUUUACGGCAAAUAUUAUAUACAUACAUAUACACAUUUAAAUAAGUAUACAUAGAUGUACUAUGCGACAAGUAUAUUAAGUCUCUACUAUGCAAACCACCUAUUGUGAAUAGGUGUGAAUCUUGAAUCUCGAUUAUUUGUCAAUUGUACCCCUAAAUAGUAAUGUAAUUUUUAUAUACUCUCAUAUCAUAAAUAGAAAAUAAGCUAAGCAACUUGAUGACUAAAUAUUGAAUAAAUUAAUUUAUUUGCAAAACAAAA